Molecule: messenger RNA, 3687 nt
Organism: Nothoprocta perdicaria
Lineage: Eukaryota; Metazoa; Chordata; Aves; Tinamiformes; Tinamidae
Gene: MTHFD1L
Product: methylenetetrahydrofolate dehydrogenase (NADP+ dependent) 1 like
Exons: 28
Coding region: 401-2689 (762 amino acids)
Biological process (GO): tetrahydrofolate interconversion
Cellular component (GO): mitochondrion; cytosol
Molecular function (GO): methylenetetrahydrofolate dehydrogenase (NADP+) activity; ATP binding; formate-tetrahydrofolate ligase activity
Source: RefSeq, a predicted model, not a curated record
CGCGCGCAGAAUCACUGAGAAUGCAAAAAAAGCCUUGGCCUCCCUGAAGAGAGAAAACCCUCGGCUGGAGCCAACACUAGCCAUUAUUCAGGCACAUAAUGAUCAUUUGGUCGAAGAAGUAAACAAGAAGUUUGCUGACGAGGUCGGCCUACGCGUUAUCCACAUCUCUCUUCCCGAAGGCAGCACCACAGAUGAGGUUGUUGAUGAAAUCUUGAAACUUAAUGAGGAUCCUAAUGUGCAGGGCCUUGCUCUUGACCUUCCAGAAGGCGUAUUUAGCAGCAAGGUAUUAAAUGCCGUGAAACCAGAGAAGGAUGUGGAUGGCUUAUCUGAUGUAAACUUAGGAUGCUUGAUACAUGGGGAUGUCUUUGGCUGCUUAGUUUCUCCUACUGCCUGUGCUGUGAUGGAAGUUCUGGAAAAUUUAGAUGGAAAGAAAGUGCUGCUGGUGGGAGCCAGUGGGGCCCUGGGAGCCUCCUUGCAGUGCCUGCUGCACCGGAGAGGGGCGAUGACCAUGAGCUGCCACUGGAAAAGUCCUCGGCUCCAGAAAAAGCUUCAGCAGGCAGAUGUGGUGGUAGCCGGCAGUCCAAAACCUGAAGAUGUUUCAGUCAACUGGAUAAAACCUGGUACUGUUGUUGUCAAUUGCUGUCGUGACUUUCACUCAGAGAAAUACCAUGGUCAACAAAGCAGCCAUCCUGUGGAACAUGAUGUUUGUUCUCUUGCGAUAGCGAUGCGAAUGCAGAACAUGGUGAAAAGCUUAGAGAGAUGGAUCCAAUCCCAGCAGUACAGGAAGUGGGACAUCCGUUGCUUGAAACUACAGCCCCGCUCCCCAGUGCCCAGUGAUAUUGAGAUUUCCCGAGCUCAGAGCCCAAAAGCUGUUGAUGUACUUGCCAAGGAGAUAGGAUUGCUUACAGAUGAAAUUGAAAUCUAUGGCCAAACCAAAGCCAAAGUACGUUUGUCCCUGCUGGAAAGGUUAAAGGAUCAACCAGAUGGAAAAUAUGUUCUCGUUGCUGGAAUAACUCCUACACCUCUAGGAGAGGGGAAAAGCACCGUCACAAUUGGCCUUGUCCAGGCUCUUACUGCACACCUUAACAUAAAUUCCUUUGCCUGUCUGAGACAGCCUUCCCAAGGACCUACUUUUGGAGUUAAAGGUGGAGCAGCAGGAGGUGGAUAUGCCCAAGUGAUUCCCAUGGAGGAGUUCAAUCUCCAUUUGACUGGAGAUAUUCAUGCUAUAACUGCUGCAAAUAACUUGCUCGCUGCUGCUAUUGAUGCGAGGAUCUUGCAUGAAAAUACUCAGUCUGAUAAGGCUUUGUAUAACAGACUGGUUCCAGUAGUUAAUGGUGUGAGAGGAUUUUCUACUAUUCAGCUUGCCCGUUUGAGAAGGCUGGGGAUAAAUAAGACUGAUCCUAGUACUUUAACAGAAGAGGAGAUCAGCAAAUUUGUGCGCCUUGAUAUUGACCCGUCAACUAUAACAUGGCAAAGAGUGGUGGAUACCAAUGACAGAUUCCUACGGAAAAUUACAAUUGGCCAGGCAAAUACAGAGAAGGGAUUUGUCCGUCAGGCUCAGUUUGAUAUUGCUGUUGCAAGUGAAAUUAUGGCCAUUUUGGCACUUACCUCCGGCCUUGCAGAUAUGAAGGAGAGGCUGGGGAAAAUGGUGGUGGCUAAUGAUAAAAAGGGACAACCAGUAACAGCAGAGGAUUUGGGAGUAACGGGUGCUUUGGCAGUUUUGAUGAAAGACGCCAUUAAGCCAACGCUGAUGCAGACACUAGAGGGAACACCAGUAUUUGUUCAUGCUGGACCUUUUGCUAAUAUUGCACAUGGGAAUUCUUCAGUUUUGGCAGAUAAAAUCGCCCUUAAAUUAGUUGGAGAAAAAGGAUUUGUUGUAACUGAAGCUGGCUUUGGUGCUGACAUUGGGAUGGAGAAAUUCUUCAACAUCAAAUGCAGAUCCUCUGGCUUGGUUCCCAGCGUGGUUGUGCUUGUUGCUACAGUGAGGGCUUUGAAGAUGCAUGGAGGUGGGCCAAAUGUAACUGCCGGUGCCCCUCUUAAGAAAGAAUACACAGAAGAGAACCUCCAGCUGGUAGCUGAUGGCUGCUGUAAUCUACAGAAACAGAUUCAAAUUGCUCAGCUGUUUGGAGUUCCUGUUGUGGUUGCUCUAAAUGUCUUCAAAACUGACUCUCCUGCCGAGGUUGAUUUGGUCUGUGAGAUUGCCAAGAGGUCCGGAGCGUUUGAUGCUGUACCCUGCAACCACUGGUCAGCUGGUGGUAGAGGAGCAGUGAAAUUAGCUCAAGCUGUGGAAAAGGCAGCCAGUCAGAAAAGCAGUUUCAAAUAUCUAUAUAACUUGGAGCUUCCUAUUGUUGAAAAAAUCCGGAUCAUUGCUCAGAAGGUGUAUGGAGCUCAGGAUAUAGAGUUGUCUCCUGCUGCACAGUCGCAAGUGGAUCGCUACAGCCGGCAGGGAUUUGGAAAUCUUCCCAUUUGUAUGGCAAAAACUCACCUAUCCCUCUCCCAUCAGCCUGAGAGGAAGGGUGUUCCCACCGGUUUCAUUCUGCCGAUCAGUGAUGUGCGGGCCAGCAUUGGAGCUGGAUUCAUCUACCCUUUGGUAGGAACGAUGAGCACCAUGCCGGGGCUGCCCACGAGGCCUUGCUUCUACGACAUCGACCUUGACCCCGCCACAGAGCAAGUGAAAGGGCUCUUCUGAGAGCGAGCUCCAGCACCAGAAGCCUGGAAAAUAAGAACUGCAACUUUCCUACGUUCUACCAAUAGAGGAGAAAAAUGAAUUUGAAAUAUUCCUGUUAUGUGUCCCUGGAGGAAUGUCAAGACAGACCAAAGAGCAAAAGUUUACUCUUUCUUCAGACUAAUUUUUAUGAUGAUAUAUAGCUGUAAGGUUUAAAAAAAAAAAAGUAGGCUUUUUUUUUCUCUCUCUAGUACAGAGAACUCCCUACAAAGGCUUACACUUGUUUGUUUUUGAGUAAGAUGAUAUUGAAAAAAAAGUGAUUUUUUUCAUCGUGAACUUUUUGACUCUUCUCAAAGGAGUUUAACAUAAGUAUUUCCCUUAUCCUCGGUCAUCUAAAAAUUACAUAAACAUGAAGAGACUGUGUGAGCAAGCCUAUUUCUCUCAAAAAGUACAUUUCAGCUCUCAGCAUUCAGGAGCUGAAACGGCACACAGAUUAACUGCACAUUUUUGAGUUAUCACCCAGCGUUGCUCUGGAUGCAUUUGGGCAAGUGCCAAGUUUCAAGUGAGGAAGAUAUUAAGUGGAGAAAGAACGGAGCGUAUAUUUUGCAAAGGGGUUUUAAUACGGAACCCGUUUCCUUGGUGGGCACAGAUCUCCUGCAAAGCCUAAGCCAUAGUUGCCAUAGGUGUCCAUAGGUACCUGCUGAGACGUGAUGCGGGCAGUAAGGUAGAGGAGUAAAUGCUGUAAUUUUAAGAAAGCAAACUUCUGUGAACGUAUACAUCCAUAAAGUCCGGGUGCUACAGGACGGAUGUUUGGUCUGCUUCAUUCGGCAGCUUUUGACUACUCUACAAGUGGAGUGUGUUUUGUGUUGGAAGUUGGGGUGUUUAAGCAAGUUGAAUCUUAGACCUGGUACUUUAAUCUCCCACAGUAACCUAGGUUUUCCAGGAUAGCUUUUCCUCAGUUUGCAGCAAAGGAAGCCUUAAGCACAAAGCUGAUGUAGCUUUUCAAGCUGCUGCUUCUCAGG